Molecule: messenger RNA, 2706 nt
Organism: Peromyscus californicus insignis
Lineage: Eukaryota; Metazoa; Chordata; Mammalia; Rodentia; Cricetidae
Product: protein diaphanous homolog 1-like
Exons: 17
Coding region: 235-2517 (760 amino acids)
Biological process (GO): actin cytoskeleton organization; actin filament polymerization
Cellular component (GO): actin filament; cytoplasm
Molecular function (GO): microtubule binding; actin binding; small GTPase binding
Source: RefSeq, a predicted model, not a curated record
AGGGGCUGCGGGUCCGGGCGGAAGUGGGGCAGGCGGGCGGGAGCGAGGCGUCACCGUUGUAUAUUCAUGAGGCGCGCGCAGCCCAGCAUGUUAAUGAGGCGGGGCGCGGCGGCCGGCUAAGAAGGCUGCUGGGCGGCGGCGGCGGCGGCGGCGGCGGCGGCGGUGGUUGCUGGCUCCGGGCAGCGGGGCGCGAGUGGCGUAGACCGGGGGUCCCUGGCCGGCGCUAACCAGGACAUGGAGCCGUCCGGCGGGGGCCUGGGGCCCGGCCGCGGGACCCGGGACAAGAAGAAGGGUCGGAUCCCGGAUGAGCAGCUGCCCGCGACGGGCGGCGACGGCGGCAAACCCAAGAAAUUUACUUUGAAGAGGCUCAUGGCAGAUGAGCUGGAGAGAUUUACCAGCAUGAGGAUUAAGAAGGAGAAGGAAAAGCCCAAUUCUUCUCACAGAAACUCGUCUGCAUCGUAUGGAGAUGACCCCACUGCACAGCCAUUGCAAGACUUCUCAGAUGAGCAAGUCCUCGUCUUCUUUGAGCAGAUGCUGGUGGAUAUGAACCUGAAUGAGGAGAAACAGCAGCCUUUGAGAGAGAAGGACAUUGUCAUCAAGAGGGAGAUGGUGUCUCAGUAUUUGCACACUUCCAAGGCUGGCAUGAACCAGAAAGAGAGCUCUAGGUCUGCCAUGAUGUACAUUCAGGAUCUGAGGUCAGGCUUGCGGGAUGUGCAUCUGCUUAGCUGCCUGGAGUCCCUUCGAGUCUCUCUCAAUAAUAACCCUGUCAGCUGGGUGCAGACAUUUGGUGCUGAAGGCCUAGCCUCCUUAUUGGACAUUCUUAAACGACUCCAUGAUGAGAAAGAGGAGACUUCUGGAAACUACGACAGCCGGAACCAGCAUGAGGUUAUCCGCUGCUUGAAAGCUUUCAUGAACAACAAGUUUGGAAUCAAAACCAUGUUGGACACAGAAGAAGGAAUCCUACUGCUGGUCAGAGCCAUGGAUCCUGCUGUUCCUAAUAUGAUGAUUGAUGCAGCUAAGCUGUUGUCUGCUCUAUGUAUCCUACCACAGCCAGAGGACAUGAAUGAACGAGUUUUGGAGGCAAUGACAGAGAGAGCUGAAAUGGAUGAGGUGGAACGCUUCCAGCCACUGCUGGAUGGAUUAAAAAGUGGGACCCCCAUUGCACUCAAAGUGGGCUGCCUACAGCUGAUCAAUGCUCUCAUCACUCCCGCAGAAGAACUUGACUUCCGAGUUCACAUUCGAAGUGAACUGAUGCGCUUGGGGCUGCAUCAGGUGUUGCAGGAGCUUCGGGAGAUUGACAACGAUGAUAUGAGAGUACAGCUAGCUGUGUUCGAUGAACAAGGGGAGGAAGAUUUCUUUGAUCUGAAGGGACGGCUGGAAGACAUCCGCAUGGAGAUGGAUGACUUCGGUGAAGUUUUCCAGAUUCUUUUAAACACAGUGAAAGAUUCAAAGGCAGAGCCACAUUUCCUGUCCAUCCUGCAGCAUCUCCUAUUGGUCCGAAAUGAUUAUGAGGCUAGGCCACAGUACUAUAAAUUGAUUGAAGAAUGUAUUUCUCAGAUAGUUCUACACAAGAAUGGAACUGAUCCUGACUUCAGGUGCCGGCACCUCCAGAUUGAUAUUGAGGGAUUGAUUGAUCAAAUGAUUGAUAAAACAAAGGUGGAAAAAUCAGAGGCCAAAGCUACAGAGCUGGAAAAAAAGUUGGACUCAGAGUUGACAGCCCGGCAUGAGUUACAAGUAGAAAUGAAAAAGAUGGAAAAUGACUUUGAGCAGAAACUUCAGGAUCUUCAAGGAGAAAAGGAUGCACUGGAUUCUGAAAAGCAGCAGAUUGCAACAGAAAAACAAGAUCUGGAAGCAGAGGUGUCCAAGCUGACAGGAGAGGUUGCCAAGCUGUCAAAAGAACUAGAAGAUGCCAAGAAGGAAGUGGCUUCUCUCUCUGCUGUGGUUGUUGCUCCUCCUGUUUCUAGCAGUGCUACUGUUCCCCCUGCCCCUCCUCUGCCCGGUGGCCAUGGCACUGUUAUUCCCCCUCCCCCUCCCCCACCCCCACCUCCUCUUCCUGGGGGUCUUGUUCCACCCCCUCCCCCUCUUCCGCUUGAAGGUACUAGCAUCCCUCCACCUCCUCCUUUGCCUGGAGGUGCUGCUGUACCCCCUCCCCCUCCUUUGCCUGGAGGUGCUGCUGUACCCCCUCCCCCUCCUUUGCCUGGGGCUGCAAUCCCCCCACCUCCUCCUUUGCCUGGGGGUGCUGCUGUACCCCCUCCCCCUCCCUUGCCUGGGGCUGCCAUCCCCCCACCUCCUCCUUUGCCUGGAGGUGCUGGUAUACCAGCUCCCCCUCCCUUGCCUGGAAGUGUUGGCGUUCCCCCCCACCCCCUCCCUUGCCUGGAGGACCUGGACUGCCUCCUCCCCCUCCCCCCUUUCCUGGAGGCCCUGGCAUUCCUCCACCUCCACCUGGAAUGGGCGUGCCUCCACCUCCCCCCUUUGGAUUUGGGGUUCCUGCAGCCCCAGUUCUGCCAUUUGGAUUAACCCCUAAAAAAGUUUAUAAGCCAGAGGUGCAGCUCCGGAGGCCAAACUGGUCCAAGUUUGUGGCCGAGGACCUUUCCCAGGACUGCUUCUGGACAAAGGUGAAGGAGGACCGCUUUGAGAACAACGAACUUUUUGCCAAACUUACCCUUGCCUUCUCUGCCCAGACCAAGAGUGAGUGCUCUCCCUGAG